Messenger RNA from Penicillium longicatenatum, 1527 nucleotides. Its product is annotated as glycosyltransferase family 20 protein. NCBI's taxonomy places the organism in Eukaryota, Fungi, Ascomycota, Eurotiomycetes, Eurotiales, Aspergillaceae. Gene Ontology annotation, biological process: cellular response to heat; trehalose biosynthetic process. Gene Ontology annotation, molecular function: alpha,alpha-trehalose-phosphate synthase (UDP-forming) activity. The record is from RefSeq and is a predicted model, not a curated record. The transcript has 5 exons. Gene Ontology annotation, cellular component: cytosol; alpha,alpha-trehalose-phosphate synthase complex (UDP-forming). The coding region runs from base 1 to 1527 and encodes 508 amino acids.
AUGCCGUCCCUUGAAGAGCCCAAGAACGAAGCCCGACUGCUCCUAGUCUCGAACCGCUUGCCGAUCACCAUCAAACGAUCAGAAGAUGGCAAGUAUGAUUUCUCCAUGUCGUCUGGAGGUCUGGUCAGCGGGUUAAGUGGUCUCUCCAAAUCUACAACCUUCCAGUGGUACGGAUGGCCCGGAUUAGAGGUGCCCGAAGCGGAGAUCCCGGAGGUGAAGGAGCGCUUGAAGGCGGAAUACGGUGCGGUGCCUGUCUUUAUCGACGAUGAGCUUGCCGACCGACACUACAAUGGUUUUUCCAACUCCAUCCUCUGGCCGCUGUUCCACUACCAUCCCGGUGAGAUCACCUUCGACGAGUCCGCCUGGGAGGCAUACAAGGAAGCGAAUCGCCUGUUCGCCAAGGCGAUUUCCAAAGAAGUCAAGGAUGGCGACUUGAUUUGGGUGCAUGACUACCACCUCAUGCUGCUACCGGAGAUGCUGCGCGAGGAGAUUGGCGAUAGCAAGAAGAACGUGAAGAUCGGCUUCUUCCUGCAUACCCCGUUCCCCAGUAGCGAGAUCUACCGAAUUUUGCCCGUCCGAAACGAGCUACUCUUGGGUGUGUUGCAUUGCGACCUAAUUGGUUUCCAUACAUAUGAUUACACCCGGCACUUCCUGAGCAGUUGCUCGCGCUUGUUAGGCCUUGCGACGACACCGAAUGGUAUCGAGUUCCAAGGCAAGAUUAUUACCUGCGGAGCUUUCCCCAUUGGAAUCGAUCCAGAGAAGUUCAAGGAGGGUCUGAAGAAGGAGAAGGUCCAAAAGCGUAUUGCCAUGCUGGAGCAGAAAUUCCAGGGCGUCAAACUGAUGGUCGGUGUCGAUCGCCUGGACUACAUCAAGGGCGUACCUCAAAAGCUGCAUGCGCUGGAGGUCUUCCUCAGUGACCACCCGGAGUGGGUUGGAAAGGUCGUCCUGGUACAGGUUGCCGUCCCUAGUCGCCAGGAUGUCGAAGAAUACCAGAACCUGCGGGCUGUGGUGAACGAAUUGGUUGGUCGAAUCAACGGCAAAUUUGGCACGGUUGAAUUCCAGCCGAUUCAUUUCCUGCACAAGUCCGUCAACUUUGAUGAACUCAUCGCCCUUUAUGCCGUGUCGGAUGCUUGCAUUGUGUCUUCAACCCGUGAUGGCAUGAACCUCGUCGCCUAUGAGUACAUUGCUACCCAGCAGAAGCGCCACGGUGUCUUGGUGCUGUCCGAGUUCGCUGGCGCUGCCCAGAGUCUGAACGGCAGUAUCAUCGUUAACCCUUGGAACACGGAAGAGUUGGCCGGCGCCUACCAAGAAGCUGUUACUAUGAGUGACGAACAGCGUGCUCUCAAUUUCACCAAACUGGACAAAUACGUGUCCAAGUACACCAGUGCAUUCUGGGGCCAGUCCUUCGUCACCGAGCUCAAUCGGAUAUCAGCUCACUCUGCCGAUAAGUUCCAAGCAAAGAAACUCGCUGUUGCCAACAGCGUCGCCAGUGAUAGCGAUGUCCCCGAGCCCACAGAAGUCGAAUAG